AUGACUACUUCUGGCAACUUGGCAACCGUUCCUACUGUGUGUACAGGUCUAUCAAUAUGUGAGGUCACCUUGAAGGUUGCACAAACCCGAAUCAGCCCAGCUAGCCACAAGAUCUCAGUAUCUACGAUUGACAAGCGUGGUAACGGGAAAAUAUCCAGUGUGACGAUCGUUCAAGGAUUUUGA
Messenger RNA from Sclerotinia sclerotiorum 1980 UF-70, 183 nucleotides. RefSeq lists its product with no specific name. Lineage: Eukaryota; Fungi; Ascomycota; Leotiomycetes; Helotiales; Sclerotiniaceae. The record is from RefSeq and is a predicted model, not a curated record. The coding region runs from base 1 to 183 and encodes 60 amino acids. The transcript has 2 exons.